AUGCUUCCUAUAAGACGAAGCAAUUUAGGUAGAAGAACCAGAAAUGCUACAAACCAAGCUAAUUACCGAUCUAAUCGUACUGCACAAGAACGUGACGACGGAAAUGAACGUGAAAGAAUUCGGAUAUCACAAACGCGUGAAGCGCGAGCGCGACAUUCAACUAAUAAUCGCGCAAGUUUGAAUCGAGCUGCUUUCAGUUACGAUGUGUCAAUUGACUACAGUAACUACCAAUGUGUUGUUAUUGGUUCUAUGAACUCGGUUUGCUCACACUGUAAGGCAUUAAAAUACAAAAACGAAGCCAAUGGAUUGUGUUGCGCAAAUGGUAAAGUGAAAUUGAUACCAUUGGAUCCACCACCAGAACCAUUGUACUCAUUGGUUUCAGGAAUAGGAACAGAUUCUAUACACUUUUUGACACAUAUCCAACAAUAUAACAAUUGCUUUCAAAUGACUUCAUUUGGGGCAACAAAUGUAGUUCGGGAAAAUUUUAUGCCAACUUUCAAGAUACAAGGGCAAAUAUAUCACAGAGCAGGUUCACUGUUACCAGUGUCAGAUAGCGACAACAAAUUCCUGCAAAUUUAUUUUAUGGGCAAUUCACCACAAGAAAUUGAUCUGCGUUGUGCACAUAACAAUUUAGUAAAGAGGUCUAUUGUAGAACAAUUACAAACUUUAUUUCAUCAACACAAUCAAUUGAUUAUAUUGUUUAAAACUGCCCUGGAUCUGAUGCCAUCCGAUAAUCACAAAAUUGUAAUCAGAGCUGAUAAAACACCUGCAGGUCAACAUACAAGACGUUUUAAUGCACCAACUAUUGAUGAAGUUGCUAUCGUUGUAGUUGGAGAAAACUUGGAAUCCCGUGAUAUUGUUUUACAUCGUCGGAAUGAUCAAUUACAACGUGAAGAUGGCUACGAUUUCUCAAUAAAAAUGAUAAAUCCCAUUACAGGUUCUGAAACCAACAAAAAAGUCAGUUCAAUGAACUAUUAUUCAUACCGCCUAAUGAUUCGGGAAAAUGAAGAUAAUCACAUAUUGAAAUGUCGGCGAUUAUAUCACAAAUAUGCUGUUGAGAUGUAUGUUAAAAUUGAAACGGAGAGAUUAACAUUCAUCAGGUUGAAUCAAACCAAACUCCGAUCUGAAGAGUAUAUUCACCUUCGAGAUGCGAUUAAUACUGAUGGAAAUGCACAGAAUGUCGGUCGGAUGACUAUUCUUCCAGCAACAUACAUCGGAAGCCCUCGGCAUAUGCACGAAUAUGCUCAAGAUGCCAUGUCGUAUGUUCGUCAUUAUGGUACAGCAGAUUUGUUCAUCACAUUUACAUGCAAUCCGCAAUGGAUAGAAAUCAAGCAGGAGUUAUUCUCUGGGCAAUCACCCAUUGAUCGUCAUGAUAUUACAGCCAGAGUCUUUAGACAAAAGUUGAAAUCUUUAAUGGAUUUCAUCGUAAAACAUAAUGUGUUUGGUGAGACACGCUGCUGGAUGUAUUCUGUGGAGUGGCAGAAACGAGGAUUGCCACAUGCACACAUUUUGAUUUGGUUGGUUGAAAAGAUAAGGCUAAAUGAAGUUGAUGCAGUGAUAUCAGCUGAAAUCCCUAAUGUACAAGUAGAUCCUGGAUUGCAUGAGGUAGUUAUCAAAAACAUGAUACAUGGUCCCUGUGGAACUCUUAAUCAAAAUUCACCGUGUAUGAUGGAUGGUAAAUGUUCAAAACGAUAUCCACGCACAUUAAUAUCGGAAACAAUUACUGGUAAUGACGGUUAUCCAUUGUAUCGUCGCAGAUCGACAGCAGACAAUGGAAAAUCAACAAUUGUCAAAUUAAAUCAACAAGAUAUUGAAAUAGAUAAUCGUUGGAUUGUUCCAUAUUCACCCAUUUUAUCAAAGACAUUCAAAGCACACAUCAACGUUGAAUUUUUGUUUGACUGA
Molecule: messenger RNA, 1902 nt
Organism: Rhopalosiphum maidis (corn leaf aphid)
Lineage: Eukaryota; Metazoa; Arthropoda; Insecta; Hemiptera; Aphididae
Exons: 4
Coding region: 1-1902 (633 amino acids)
Source: RefSeq, a predicted model, not a curated record